AUUUUUUAUACGAUUCUGAAUAUCGAUUUUCAUUCAACCAAUUCACAACUACCGUCAACAACAACAGCAAAAAUGUCUUUACCAUUAUCAAAUCUAUCAUCAUCACAUCAACAACUUUUAAAUCUUUUAAGACAUUUUAUUGUAACAUCGAAUCAACAACAACAAAAACAACCAUCAUCAUCAUCGCCAUCAUCGUUGACAACAAUAUUUAUGAAUAUGACCAAUACAUCAUCAAUAUUAAAAUCAUUAUAUCCAGAUUUAAUGAAUCUGACUGAUGAUCAAUUAUUGUUACGUCUUGGUAGAACAUCAUCAUCAUUCAUUCAUAAUCAAUCAUCAUCAUCAUUUGAUAAUGAUUUUAAUCUAUUUAAUCAUGCUUUAAAUGGUGGUAGUGUUAAUUAUUCUGGACCAUCAACAUCAACAUUUGAUGAACAAUUUUUCGGUUAUAAUAAUAAUGAUGAUAAUGAUGAUGAUGAUUUACAAGAAGAAAUACCAUUAAGUUUAUGGAUAAAAAUAUUAUUCUAUAUUGUUUAUUUAAUAAUUUGUUUAUUGGGUAUUUGGGGUAAUCUAAUUGUUUGUUAUAUUGUUGCAAGAAAAUCAACAAUGCAUACAGUAACAAAUGUUUUUAUUGCAAAUUUAGCAUUAUCUGAUAUAUUAUUAUGUUUAUUUGCUGUACCAUUUACACCAUUAUAUUUAAUUACAUUUAAAAAUUGGAUAUUUGGUCGUGCACUUUGUCAUUUAGUACCAUUUGCUCAAGGAGUAUCUGUUUAUAUAUCUGCAUUUACAUUAAUGUCAAUAGCAAUUGAUAGAUAUUUUGUUAUAUUACAUCCAUUUAAACCAAGAAUGUUAAUGAAAAUAUGUAUAUUAAUUAUAAUUGCUAUUUGGAUGUCAGCCAUUAUAUUAACAUUUCCAUAUGCACAUUUUAUGGAUUAUGUUGAAACAAAACCCGAACGAUUAUUAUCAACAACAAUAAAUGAAGAAUUAUUAGAAUUAAAUGAUAAUGGUGAAAUUGUUGCUGUAGAUGCUACAGGUGAUAAUAAUAAUGAUAAUGAUGAUGAUGAUGAUAUUGGUAUAAUUUAUCUUUGUGCUGAACAAUGGCCACAUGAAGAAUUAAGUAAAAUGUUUGGUAUAACAACAACAGCAUUACAAUUUGUCAUUCCAUUUAUAAUAAUAACAUUUUGUUAUGUAAAAAUUUGUGCAAAAUUAUCGGAUCGUGCACGUACAAUACCGGGUAAUGUUUCAGCAAGACGUGAAGAACAAGAACGUGAACGUACACGUAAAACUAAUGGUAUGCUUAUAUCUAUGGUCAUUAUAUUUGUUAUAUCAUGGUUACCAUUAAAUAUGGUUAAUUUGUUGGCUGAUUUUUAUGAAGAAGCAAGCCAUUGGCGUAAUCAACGUGCUAUAUUUUUAAUAUCACAUGCAAUUGCAAUGUCAUCCACAUGUUAUAAUCCAUUUUUAUAUGCAUGGUUGAAUGAAAAUUUUCGUAAAGAAUUUAAAGAAGUAUUACCUUGUUUUGUACGUCGUACGAAAAAAAAUCAUUCAUCCGCUAUUGGUAUUGGCGGUGGUGGUGGUGGUGGUGAUACGGGAGCUGGUGGUACUGAAGCUGGAGCUGGUGGCGGUACAUUGGUUGAAUUACGACAAAAUAAUCCGAUAACCAACCUUAACAACAACAACAACAGUAACGAAAAUCAAACUGAUAAAUUUGAUAAUUGUCAAACGGUAAUGCUUGCAAUGAAUGAACAUACUAAUCAUUCAAAUCUUCAUCCAAAUCAAAAUAAAUCAAAUAAAAAAUUUAUGAAAAUUUGUUCAAAAAAUGGUUCAAUUAAACAUUGUAGAAUAUCUAUUAAUAAUCAACAGAAUAAUAAUAAUAAUAAUAAUAAUCAUCCACAAACAACAACAACAACAACGAAUAAUUAUAAUUCAAAUUUAAAUAACGAUAACGAUAACGAUAACGAUGAUGAUGAAGCGAGGCAGACUUUGAUAACAAAAAAUGGAAAACGUUUACGUUAUGAUUCGGGUUUUGGUAGCGAAUCAAUUAGUGCCAUACAGAAUAGUAGUAUCGGUGGUGGAGGUGGAAGUUCCAGUGUUACGCAUUUAACCAUCAUUUCGGAUAUUUGAUAAUUGGAGUUAAACAAAACAUCAUCCGCCAAACGAAAAACAUAACAAAACAAAACUGAAAAAAAAACAUUGUAUUUAUUUGUAUUUGAUAAACAGAUUUUC
Molecule: messenger RNA, 2217 nt
Organism: Dermatophagoides pteronyssinus (European house dust mite)
Lineage: Eukaryota; Metazoa; Arthropoda; Arachnida; Sarcoptiformes; Pyroglyphidae
Product: RYamide receptor-like
Biological process (GO): G protein-coupled receptor signaling pathway
Cellular component (GO): neuron projection; plasma membrane
Molecular function (GO): neuropeptide Y receptor activity; neuropeptide binding
Source: RefSeq, a predicted model, not a curated record